AUGGUCAUUUUGACUCUUUUGAAUGAGCCGCCUCUCUGUGACCCCGUUGGUGGCCAGGAGGCUUUAGUUGCCCCGGAGCGCGGCCCGGUUCUGCGCGGGAGCCAACCAGAUGUUUUAAGUACUCUGAAGAUAAACUCCUUAAAAUAUUUUGUUGUAGAUGUGACAACUGAGGCAGUAGGUGUAGCUAUUGCUGCACCUCCGUCGGACGGAGAAGCAAAUGCAGAGCUGUGUCACUACCUCUCUAAGGUGCUAGAGGUGAAGAAGAGUGAAGUUGUUUUAGAGAAGGGUGGUAAAUCACGUGACAAAGUGGUGAAGAUUUUGGUAUCGAUGACACCAGAUGAAAUACUAGAAAAACUGAAAAAAGAAGCUUCCAGUUGACCUAAAACAAGAGCAGGAAAUGGAACAAUGCGUCUUG
This is a messenger RNA of Tinamus guttatus (white-throated tinamou), 415 nucleotides long. The record is from RefSeq and is a predicted model, not a curated record. Lineage: Eukaryota; Metazoa; Chordata; Aves; Tinamiformes; Tinamidae.